Phalaenopsis equestris is the source of this 8021-nucleotide messenger RNA. Its product is annotated as piezo-type mechanosensitive ion channel homolog. NCBI's taxonomy places the organism in Eukaryota, Viridiplantae, Streptophyta, Magnoliopsida, Asparagales, Orchidaceae. The transcript has 21 exons. Bases 408 to 7892 code for a protein of 2494 amino acids. The record is from RefSeq and is a predicted model, not a curated record.
UUAGUCGUACGUGUAUGGUACGCAAAUUUUUUCCGUAAAACCCUCUGUCGAGUCUCUGCGAAACCCUCAUCGCCUUCUUGAACGAACGAACCCACGCGAUGCAGUUGCUAGCGUUCGCUGGGAAGGCCUCAAGGGAUAGCGGCGUUGCCUAACGAAACUUCCUUCUUCUCUGCGGCUUUAUUUUGUCCAUAAUGACGGCCUGGCAAGAUUUGGCCUAAAUCCAGGUUAAAUCAUGGUCUAAAUCCUUUGCCAGAGAGCCCCUUCAUCUCUUCUUCGUAAUUGAAAACGGCGGGAGUUCGGUUUCAGGCAGGUUUUGAUGACGAUGUUUUGGAUGGUUUUCUUGUUUUUCUUGUGGGAGAGUGGAAGACUUGCUUGCAGGUAGCCGUUUUACGCAGUGUGAUUAAUCAAUGGAAAGCGGUCUGCGUGGUGAGCGGAGAUUUAUGGGAACUUUUCUUGGUCGGUUCGUCCUGCCUCUGCUGCUUUUAGGAGCUUCUUUACUUGACUGGAGUUUGAUUUCGCUUAUCAAUUUGUUGAUCUUUUUGGCUAUUCAGUUGAGCGCAACAAACAGAGGAUCCAACUUCUGGAGGGUGUAUAUUUUAUCAUGGUGUACAAUAUUUUUUUCAUUGACUGCUAUAGUAGCUCAGAUCGUUUUCAGUAUUAUUUGGUGCAUUGAAGGAAACGAUUGGAAGGUAGCUGAUAAUUGGUGGGCAAAGUUAAUCGGUUUUGUGAGGAUUCAACCAUUGGGAUCAAGAUCCGUAAUUUUUUUUAUAAUCAUACAAAUGUCUGUUGGGCUUAUUGCUUUUGUUGAAGUUCAUGGAAACAAUUAUGAUCAAGGUUCAUGCUGGUCAAACUUCUCAUCAGCUGUUGAGCAAAUAGGUUCUUCUAUGAGGAUUGCAUGCUGCUUAUUACUGCCAGCCAUCCAGCUAGUUGUUGGAAUCAGCCACCCCUCGUGGAUUUCUCUUCCAUUCUUUCUUUGUAGCUGUGUUGGUCUUGUUGAUUGGUCCCUAACAAGCAACUUUCUUGGACUUUUUCGGUGGUGGAGACUUCUUCUAGUUUAUGCGUGCUUCAGCAUUUUUCUGUUCUCUAUCUACCAGCUGCCGCUUCAGCUUCCAGCUAUGGCUAUUGCAGUCGCUGAUUUCAUUGGACUAUACAAAAUAGAUACGAACUCAGAGUUUCCAGAGCUUUGUUCUAUCAUUUCUCUUUUCAUUUUCUUUUUCAUGUUGUCAUCCAUCAAGUGCAAUUUGAAUGAAAUGGAUUCUAUUUUGAAUGUGGAAGAUAAUGCUCAUACUGAAAGACUUAUUCCUUCGAGGCACUCUUUUUUUAUUAGAGAGUUUCGAUCUGGUGUGAAACAUACAAAUGUUCUUUUGAAGGGACUUACAUUCCGGAUAUUUAGCAUCAACUUCUUCACAUAUGGGUUUCCGGUCCUUCUGAUUGCUCUCUCUCUAUGGAGCUUCAGUUUUGCCAGUAUAUGUGCUUUUGCGAUGCUAGCAUAUGUGGGCUACGUAUUAUUUACUUUUCCCUCCUUGUUCAAGUUGCAUCGUUUGAAUGGUUUACUUCUUGUAUUCAUUCUCCUUUGGGCUGUCAGUACUUACAUCUUCAAUGUUGCGUUCACAUUUCUCAACAAAGAAUUACGAAAGGAUAUGGAGAUUUGGGAGACAAUAGGAUUGUGGCGUUGCCCUAUACCUGGAUUAUUUCUAUUCGCACAGUUCUGUCUUGGGGUUUUUGUGGCCAUCUGCAAUUUAGUCAAUAAUUCUGUUUUCCUCUACCUAUCUAAUGAAGGAAGGGAGUUCUUUAAUGAAAAUAGUCCAGCUGAAGAUAAAGAAGAUACAAAAGUACUUAUUAUAGCUACGUUAGCAUGGGGCCUGCGCAAAUGCUCUCGUGCAAUUACAUUGAUACUUAUAUUUCUUCGAGCUACGAAGCCUGGUUAUAUUCAUGCUGUUUACAUGUGCUUCUUUUUGUUGUACUUGCUGAGCCAUUCAAUCACCGGAAAGAUUCACCAGGUUUUAAUUCUCUUUUGUGGGGCACACUUUUCUCUAUUGUAUCUCUUGCGACUGGAACUAAUCUCAAAGACUUUGGAGAAACCGGGUUCUGUUACCAUUUCAAUUCUGUCGCAGUUAGGAAUCACAACCCAUACUUCUUCCGGGGAUUUUACAGAGAUCAGCAUACUGCUAUGCUUUUGUGCUAUCCAACACCAUGGACUGAAGAUGCUUGUGUCUUUAUCUUCAAUUGUGCAACAUACUCCUCAUCCCCCUUUUGGUUUUAGCAUCUUGAAGGCUGGUUUAAAUAAAUCUAUUUUAUUAUCAGUUUAUGCAUCACGAACCUCCUGGGAUAGUUCAUCUGUUGGUAACACACGUGAAAAGCUUAUAGCUUCUUACUUGAGUAAAGUUGGUCAGAAAUGCUUGUCCACUUAUCGUUCCUAUGGAACCUAUGUGGUUUUCUUGACAGUCCUUCUAACAUUGUAUCUUGUUAGACCGAACUACAUAUCAUUCGGCUACCUCUUUUUCCUUCUCCUUUGGAUAAUAGGACGGCAACUUGUUGGGCAAACCAGAAGACGUCUCUGGUUUCCUUUAAAAGUAUACUCAACCAUUGUGUUUGUUUUUACUUACAUCUUGAGCACUUCAAAAAGUCUUGAGAGUUAUUUAUCAAAAUGGAUUGAUCUUUAUGCAUAUCUGGGAUACAGUCCCGAGUCAUCUUUGCCGAGGAAUAUUUGGGAGUCUUUAGCUGUUUUGAUUGUAAUGCAGUUUCACAGCUAUGAAAGAAGGCGGAGCCGUUGCAAUGUGAUAUUUGAGAUAUCAGAUGCAUCCCAGAAAGGAUUUCUUGGUUUUAUGAGAAGAUUCCUGAUAUGGCAUUGUGAAAAGAUUUUGUCUGUGGCAGUUUUUUAUGCUGCUUUAUCUCCUAUUAGUGCAUUUGGAUUUCUUUAUCUUUUGUUUCUCAUCAUUUGUUCCAUUUUACCUAAGACCUCUCGGAUUCCAUCCAAGCUGGUCUUAGUCUAUUCAGGACUUCUUGUGAUGUAUGAGUAUCUGUUCCAGUUGUGGGGCAAGGAAGCACAUAUGUUCCCAGGCCAGAAGCUCUAUGGUUUAUCACUUUUUCUUGGUCUGAGAUCAUUUAAACCAGGAUUUUGGGGGCUUGAGUCUGGUUUGAGAGGAAAGAUUAUGGUAAUAGUUACUUGUAUCCUUCAGUACAAUGUUUUCCACUGGCAAGAGAAAAUGCCAAGCUGCCAAGUAAAUAGUGGGAAGUGGGAUGAACCUUGCCAGUUGUUUAUCACAAAUGAACAUGAUUCGGAAGAUUACCUCUAUCAUGAUGAAGAAAAGACACCAUUGCUUGGUAGCAGUACUCUUUUUUCAAAAAAUGGCGGUGUUGCUGCUAAAUCAAUUCCUUUUGUCAGCUCCAAAAGCUAUGAAACUUCAGAUCCAGGUCCUAGCAUGAGAAGUUCAACUACUGCCACAAAAAGAUAUUCACUUGGUUUUCUAUGGGGCAGUUCAAAAGAGAGUCAUAAAUGGAACAAGAAAAUUAUUCUUGCUUUGAGAAAGGAGAGACUUGAGAUGCAGAAAAUUACCUUGAUUAUAUAUACCAAGUUUUGGAUUGAAAAUAUUUUCAGACAUCAUGGUCUUGAAAUCAAUAUGAUUGUAUUGCUUGUGGCAAGUUUUACAGCGUUAAAUGUCAUCUCAAUGUUUUAUAUAGCAUGUCUUGUCACAUGCAUCUUUCUGAAACGAGAUGCCAUCCGAAAAUUGUGGCCCAUAUUUGUUUUAGCAUUCGCUUCUAUUCUUGUGCUCGAAUAUUUUGCAUUUUGGAAAAAAAAUAUUCUUUGGAUUCAUUUUCCAACGGAUGCAAAUGUCCAUUGUCAUGAUUGCUGGAGUAACUCUAGUCUUUAUUUUGACUAUUGCACAAAAUGUUGGCUUGGGAUAGUCGUUGAUGAUCCAGGAAUGCUUGUCAGCUAUUAUUUGGUAUUUAUUUUCUCUUCUCUUAAGCUCCGUUCAGAUCGUUUGAAUGGCUUUUCAGAGUCGCAUACCUAUCACCAGAUGAUGUCUCAAAGAAAAAAUGCAUCAGUUUGGAGAGACCUAUCAUUUGAAACUAGAAGUUUCUGGACUUUCCUUGAUUAUAUAAGGUUAUAUUUAUACUGUCAUUUGUUAGACAUUGUUCUUGCUUUGAUUCUAAUUACUGGAACAAUGGAAUAUGAUAUACUUCACCUCGGCUAUCUUGGAUUUGCUCUUGUUUACUUCCGGAUGAGGCUUGAAAUAUUGAAAAAGAAGAACCAAAUUUUCAGAUAUGUGCGUAUUUAUAAUUUUAUUCUUGUUGUUCUUUCGUUGGCUUAUCAAUCUCCUUUCUUUGGGGAUUUUAGUUCUGGUAAAUGUGGCACUGUGGACUAUAUUUAUGAGGUUAUUGGUUUUUAUAAAUAUGAUUACGGGUUUAAAAUUAAAUCACGGUCUGCACUGGUUGAAAUAAUAAUUUUUCUCCUGGUUUCCAUGCAAUCAUACAUUUUCUGCUCCAAAGAAUUUGAAGACAUUGCAAGGUACCUUGAAGCGGAGCAAAUUGGCGCUAUGGUACGUGAACAAGAAAAAAGGGCUGCACGGAAAGCUGCUCGGUUGCAGGAUUUUCAUAAAUCUGAGGAGGAUAAGCAUCAUCGCAAUGUGCAAGUGGAAAAAAUGAAGUCAGAGAUGCUUAAUUUGCAAACCCAUCUUAAAAUUAUGAACUCUUCAGGGGAUUUUCCUGAUGUUUCUGUUCCUGCAUAUAAUGAGGGCCUACGCCAAAGGAGAUGUUUUUCUCAGAGUAUUGCCAAUAGUGAUAAUGUGCUGGAUAAAUCGACCAUGCAGGUUCAUGAAGGAUCAGAAAGUUCCUUUAAUUUUCCAACAUCUAAUGAAUUGAAGAAUGCUUCGCUGCCUUCAGUAGCUUUAGAUCUAGAAGGUUCACCCGUCAGUGCAAGGGGCCAUAGCUCAUUGACAAUGGAAUUGUUGAAAGUUCCUUCAAAAUCUGUUUCUGAUAUAAGUGAACUCCCUGAAAGAUAUGCUAAUAUUGAAACUUCUGCUGAUAAAAGCACAAAAAGGAAGGGUGUAGAAAAUCCAUUAGUUUCUGCUGUGCAGCUCUUUGGUGAUGGUGUUUCUCAAGUCCAGUCCCUUGGAAAUCAAGCGGUCACAAAUAUAGCAAGUUUCUUAAACAUUAAGCCUGACGAAAAUGAUUCAAAUGGCCAUUCUUCUCCAGAAGAUGGGAUCUAUCAUGAAAUAGAGAGCCGGGAAAAUGCAGUAUCCGGGUAUUUAGCUAGAUCCAUUUCUGCUAGCUCUAACUCUGACUCAACUCCACCAGCUAGCUUGCAGAUCCGAAGAAUAAUUCGUUAUAUAUGGUCACAAAUGAGAUCAAAUAAUGAUAUUGUGUGCUAUUGCUCUUUCAUUCUUGUGUUCCUUUGGAAUUUCAGUUUACUCUCUAUGCUCUACCUCGCAGCACUUUUCCUAUAUGCUCUUUGUGUUAAUUCAGGUCCUAAUUAUAUAUUUUGGGUGGUUAUGCUUAUUUACACAGAAAUCAAUAUACUUCUUCAGUACUUUUAUCAGAUUAUCAUCCAGCAUUGUGGCUUGAGUAUUCACAUAGAAUUAUUGCAAAUGUUGGGAUUUGCUGAGAACAAGAUAAAAGCUUCUUUUGUAAUAAGCACCCUUCCACUUUUCCUGGUGUAUGUUUCAACCCUUCUUCAGAGUUCAAUAACUGCUAACGAUGGGGAGUGGGCACCGAUAACGGAGUUUAAGUUUCUACAUAGGAGACAGCAUUAUACAGAAGAAACAACUGUUAGCUAUAGUCUUAGAGACAAACUUAAGCACUUAUUCUUUCCAUUAAUAAACCUUGCUAAACUAAUAGCAAGAAGUUUUUCAAGAUACUGGAUGUCUCUGACAAGAGGAUCUGAAUCACCUCCAUAUUUUGUGCAAUUGUCAAUGAUGGUUAAUAAGUGGCCAGAGGAUGGUAUUCAGCCGCAGAAGAUAGAAUCAGUAAUAAAUAAGUUGCUCAAGAUAGCGCAUGAAGACAAAUGCAAAUCUUAUAUUCCUAAUUCAUGUCAUUCUACUAGCAGGGUACAAAUCCAAAGCAUCGUGAGAAGUCAAGAAGAUUUAGAUGUUGCUAUUGUUAUUCUUGAGGUUUUGCAUGCUUCCCCUUUAGCAGAAUGUCCUGCGGCUGAGUGGCAUUGGUCACUGACUCCAGCUUCAGAUGUUGCCACAGAGCUUCUUUUGGCACAGAGUGCAGGAAUUUUUGAGGAGAUUGGUUUUCCAUAUCCUGUUAUCUCAGUAAUUGGAGGUGGAAAGAAAGAAAUUGAUCUUUAUGCAUACAUAUUUGGUGUAGACUUGGCUGUUUUCUUCCUAGUCGCUAUUUUCUACCAAUCUGUUAUAAAAAAUAUAAACAAAUUUCUUGAUGUUUAUCAACUAGAGGAUCAAUUUCCCAAAGAGUUUGUUUUCAUUUUAAUGGUUCUCUUUUUUCUAAUCAUACUCGAUCGCAUCAUAUACUUGUGCUCUUUCGCCAGAGCAAGGGUCAUUUUAUAUCUUUUCAAUAUAUUCCUCUUUACAUACUCGGUCACUGAAUAUGCUUGGUACACGAAACCAUCCCACCGGUGCAUUGGAGGUUUUGCUCUUCGUGCCAUUUAUCUCACAAAAGCAGUUUCCUUAGCCCUGCAAGCCGUGCAAAUUCGUUGUGGGAUUCCUAAUAAAAGUACUUUGCAUCGGCAGUUUUUGACUCGUAAGGUUUCACAAAUUAAAUAUUUAGGCUUUCGACUCUAUCGUGCGCUUCCCUUUCUAUAUGAAUUGAGAUGUGGACUAGACUGGUCUUGUACAACUACUUCUUUGACGAUGUAUGAUUGGCUGAAGUUGGAAGACAUUUACUCAAGUUUAUUUCUUGUCCAAUGCGAUGCUAUUUUAAAUAGAGCCUCUCAUAAACAAGGACAAAGGCAGAGCAAGAUGACAAAGUUUUGUAGUGGGAUAUGCUUGUUCUUCAUAUUGAUAUGUAUCAUUUGGGCCCCUAUGUUGAUUUAUAGCAGUGGUAAUCCAACAAAUAUUGCAAAUCCUGUUACAUAUGUAAGUGUACAGAUUGAUAUUCAAGCAAAUGUUGGAAGGCUAACUCCAUUCCAGACUAGUCUUUGUGAGAUACUUCCGUAUCAAUCUUUGGAGUUUUUUGAUAAGCCUUACUUGUACACUUACAAUGUACAAGACAUACAGUUGAUCUGUUGCGAGUCUGAUGCCAGCACGAUGUGGCUGGUUCCUCCUGUGGUUCAACAGAGAUAUAUCAGAUCUCUGAACAGUAGCUUGCAGUUUAUUUUUACUUGGGUUUUUAUGAGAGAGAGGCCUAAAGGAAAAGAAGCUGUUAAAUUUGAAUCCUCUGUCGAACAAAGCGCAGAUGAAUUAAAGGAAGUUCUCAAUGGAACAGGCGGAAGUAUUAGACUACUGAAUGCAUAUCCUAGAUACUUCCGAGUUACCAGCUCCGGUGAAGUGCGGCGCCUUGAGCAAACUGACAUUUCUGUGGGCGGGGAUCUUUUUCUCAACCGUGGAGAUUCAUCAUGGUGGUCAUUUCAUGAUGCCGAUGCCUUAGACAAAGCGGAAUGUGGAGGGAUGAGUGGACCAAUUGCUAUAGUUGUUUCUGAGGAGAGCCCACAGGGCAUUAUUGGUGAAACACUAAGCAAGUUCAGUAUAUGGAGUCUCUACAUAACUUUUGUUCUAGCAGUUGGCCGGUUUAUCAGACUGCAGUUCUCUGAUUUAAGAAUGAGAAUACCUUAUGAGGAUCUCCCAUCUUGUGACAGGCUGAUUGCAAUCUGCGAGGGCAUAUAUGCUGCACGUGCGGAAGGUGAGCUGGAGGUGGAAGAAGUUCUUUAUUGGACACUGGUGAAGAUUUACAGAUCUCCUCACAUGCUUCUUGAAUAUACUAAAUCAGACUGAAUUUUGGGCUUUUUGAUGAUCAAAUGCUCGCAGGAUCAGAUAUAAUCAAAUAUACAAAAUCCAAGAGUAAUAAAAGAGCCAUCUUGGAAUAAUUUGGUCCGAAAGGUUGUCUUUUUUUUAGGUUGUCUU